CUGUUUCUUCACCUUCUGCUUUGUCCUUCGCAGGGUAUAUCCCCAGCUAUUUAGACAAGGAUGAACUGUGUGUAGUGUGUGGAGACAAAGCCACAGGGUACCACUACCGCUGCAUCACCUGUGAAGGCUGCAAGGGUUUCUUUAGAAGAACCAUUCAGAAAAGUCUCCAUCCAUCUUAUUCCUGUAAAUAUGAAGGAAAAUGCGUCAUAGACAAAGUCACUCGCAACCAGUGCCAGGAAUGUCGCUUUAAGAAAUGCAUCUAUGUUGGCAUGGCAACAGACUUGGUGCUGGAUGACAGCAAGAGGCUAGCCAAGCGGAAGCUGAUAGAGGAGAACCGUGAGAAGAGGCGGCGGGAAGAGCUGCAGAAAUCAAUUGGGCACAAACCAGAGCCCACAGAUGAGGAAUGGGAGCUCAUCAAGACUGUCACUGAGGCCCAUGUGGCCACCAAUGCCCAGGGCAGCCACUGGAAGCAGAAGCGGAAAUUUCUGCCAGAAGACAUUGGACAAGCACCCAUCGUGAAUGCCCCAGAAGGUGGCAAGGUUGACCUGGAAGCCUUCAGCCAUUUUACAAAAAUCAUCACACCAGCAAUCACCAGAGUGGUGGAUUUUGCCAAAAAGUUGCCCAUGUUUUGUGAGCUGCCGUGUGAAGACCAGAUCAUCCUUCUCAAAGGUUGCUGCAUGGAGAUCAUGUCCCUUCGAGCCGCUGUGCGCUACGACCCAGAGAGCGAGACUCUAACCUUGAACGGGGAAAUGGCAGUGACACGAGGCCAGCUUAAAAAUGGGGGUCUUGGGGUGGUGUCAGAUGCCAUCUUUGACUUGGGCAUGUCUCUGUCAUCUUUCAACCUGGAUGACACGGAAGUUGCCCUGCUUCAGGCCGUCCUGCUGAUGUCUUCAGAUCGCCCAGGGCUGGCCUGUGUUGAGAGAAUCGAGAAAUACCAAGACAGUUUCCUGUUGGCCUUUGAACACUAUAUCAAUUACCGAAAGCACCAUGUGACACACUUUUGGCCCAAACUCCUGAUGAAGGUGACAGACCUGCGGAUGAUUGGAGCCUGCCAUGCCAGCCGUUUCCUCCACAUGAAGGUGGAGUGCCCCACAGAGCUCUUCCCGCCUCUGUUCUUGGAAGUAUUUGAAGACUAAAUGGACUGGACAGGUUCUUGUCAUUCCUGCAUCGCUACUGGAUGUCCUUUCAUUCCACCUCUAGCUCUUUUUGUUGUGGUUUCCUUGUUUCUUUGUGUUGGGUAGGAUCAUCAGGGGGUCAGUGGGUCAUCAAUGGCAUAGACUGGGAUGAAAUUGUCUCUUGAAUGUGGGUCUUUGUAACUGUU
Phodopus roborovskii (desert hamster) is the source of this 1321-nucleotide messenger RNA. Its product is annotated as thyroid hormone receptor beta. The coding region runs from base 270 to 1136 and encodes 288 amino acids. NCBI's taxonomy places the organism in Eukaryota, Metazoa, Chordata, Mammalia, Rodentia, Cricetidae. The transcript has 6 exons. Gene Ontology annotation, biological process: thyroid hormone receptor signaling pathway; negative regulation of transcription by RNA polymerase II; cell differentiation. Gene Ontology annotation, molecular function: nuclear receptor activity; RNA polymerase II cis-regulatory region sequence-specific DNA binding. The record is from RefSeq and is a predicted model, not a curated record.